Molecule: messenger RNA, 464 nt
Organism: Cylicocyclus nassatus
Lineage: Eukaryota; Metazoa; Nematoda; Chromadorea; Rhabditida; Strongylidae
Source: the annotation of a GenBank genome assembly
GAUGACGUAGUACUUGAUGUGCUCUGCAGCGUCGAGAAGAGCUGGAGGUCGAGGUCUGUGGAGGCUAUUGUGGCGUUGUAGAUGCUGAACAUGAGGCGUUCUUCAUGAUGUCUUGCUUGAGCAGGUCGUUUCUGUGCGAUCCAGAUGGCGCCCUGAACACUCUGACGUUCUUGUUAUCACCUGGCGCCGUAGAUGGAAAUCAGUGUGCAGGGUUUUUUUCUUUUCUUCUUCUCGCUAAACAGGGACGACGAUCCUGGUACUUGGAGCGGACCGACAAUGAUGCUUACCAACAGCCAGACGGCGGAGAAGCCUGGAAGGCUUUAUCACAGUAUACAUUCGGCUGUACAUUGCAGUUCGACGCCCAUUAUCACCAACGCUACGUUGAGGCCGCAGGCCGUAGUGGACUUUAUGUGAUAGUGAUGGCCAAUUUGGCUGCGAUCUUUGCGCUGUCCAAACUUCAUAAG